Messenger RNA from Paramecium octaurelia, 474 nucleotides. The record is from the annotation of a GenBank genome assembly. Lineage: Eukaryota; Ciliophora; Oligohymenophorea; Peniculida; Parameciidae.
AUGUAUAAUAGAUUAUUUUGGUCUAAAUACAUCUUUAGGGUAUUUCACAUUUCCACCGUCACCAUUCUUAGUGGAAAUAUAAUUUGGAAAUAUUUGUUUACCUCCUAAAAUGAAGAUCCAUCAAAAUUAAUUUAAUGGAUUUUGUCGUUCAUUAUGAUUACUUCUGGCUUCAUUAACACAAUUUUGCUAGAUCCAAAUAAUAAAAUGAAAUAGCAAUCUAAACAAUGGAUUGGUAUGAUGCACACUAAAUUAGUAUUAUGUAAGUAUAACAUUUAAUUAGCAAUCAUCGUAAUGACACCGAUCUUUAAUUAAAUUGUGGAUGAUCACCUUGCUUUAGAAAUAAGAUUCGUAUUUAUCGUAUUCUGGAUCCUAAUCUCACCUUUCUUAAGGUUUUACAGAGAAGCAUGGUCUGAACAUCAUAGAGGAUAACCUACAUAAUUAUAAAUGGUUUAGUUUGAAUAAAUACCUGAAUGA